AUGGCAGAAAGAAGAAACUUUGACCUGAAUCAGCUCCCAUUUCAGGAUUCAUCAGAAAGUGAAACUGAAAGUGAAGGUGGAAGUAAAUCUGAAUCUGAAUCAGGAGCUGAAACUGAAACUGAAAGCGAAAGCGAAAGCGAAAGCGAAAGUGAAAGCGAAAGCGAAAAGGAAGAGGAAAAGGAUCAGAAGAAGGAUCUCGUUAGAAUUAGGCAAUAUGGCAAUUUCAGAGGAUACUAUAAGAAACGAAAUGCAGGGACUCCUGACAAGGAUUCUCGUUUAGAAUUCUUGAGAAAGGAAUGGUUUGAAGACAAGGAGUGUCUUGAUAUUGGUUCCAACGAUGGCACAUUAAUUAUCUCCAUUGCGAAAAUGUUCCGGUGCGAGAGCAUUCUUGCAAUUGACAUUGAUCCUGAACUUGUUGAGAGAGCAAAUAAGAAAUUGAGAAAAGCUGCUGAAAGUGGUGAGUCCUCCAAGAAUCUGAAUGAUGUGGUCACAUUCAAACAAGAGAAUUUUGUGGAGAGCCAGCAUCCAGAACUCUAUCAUACUGUUACUUGUUUUAGUGUAACUCAAUGGAUACAUUUGAAUUAUGGAGAUCCAGGCUUAAUCAAAUUCUUUUACAAGAUUUGGGAGGUGCUUCGACCAGGUGGCGUUCUUAUAUUGGAACCUCAGGCAUGGAAAUCAUAUGUACUAAAGCAUAAUGUAUCACCUAUUACUGCUGAGAAGUUCAACGAGAUUAAACUUCGUCCAAAAGAUUUCCAAAAGAUACUAUUAAAUAGGAUUGGCUUUAAAAGUGUAGAACAUAUCAAUCCAGGAUGGUUAAAGGCCAAGUUUCGUUACAAUAGACCUAUUUUGGUUUUUAAGAAAUGCGACAAAGUACAAUAA
Messenger RNA from Arachis stenosperma, 879 nucleotides. Its product is annotated as probable RNA methyltransferase At5g51130. Lineage: Eukaryota; Viridiplantae; Streptophyta; Magnoliopsida; Fabales; Fabaceae. Bases 1 to 879 code for a protein of 292 amino acids. Gene Ontology annotation, molecular function: O-methyltransferase activity; RNA methyltransferase activity; snRNA binding. The transcript is spliced from 8 exons. Gene Ontology annotation, biological process: snRNA modification. The record is from RefSeq and is a predicted model, not a curated record.